Messenger RNA from Manduca sexta (tobacco hornworm), 2407 nucleotides. RefSeq names its product phospholipid phosphatase 2. Bases 249 to 1217 code for a protein of 322 amino acids. Gene Ontology annotation, molecular function: phosphatidate phosphatase activity. The record is from RefSeq and is a predicted model, not a curated record. The transcript is spliced from 7 exons. NCBI's taxonomy places the organism in Eukaryota, Metazoa, Arthropoda, Insecta, Lepidoptera, Sphingidae. Gene Ontology annotation, biological process: phospholipid dephosphorylation; signal transduction; phospholipid metabolic process.
AUACAAAACCUCGAUGCCACAUCCAGCGGCUUACACAUGCGUCAUUGUGUGUACGGCGGCCGGUUGUCAGUUCUCUCACACAACUAUGGCCAUACAUACAUCUUUUGCCGCUUAAUUUAAAAAUAGAAUUGUUUUAAAAAAUAUUGAGUUAAACUUUUUAUGUUAGUGGCCAGUGACAUUAGAUAUCACAGAUAAAAAAUAUUAUUUAUUUUUGUGAAAACAGCCAGUGUUUUUAUAGUGAAUUAAAUAUGGGUUUAGAUUGUGUUAAUAAGAUGACCGAAAGUACAGAAGUAUUUACGAUAAAUGCAGCUUCCAAUACGGAUUUAAAUCAGCCGCGAAAAGACGUAGAGUCGCAGAACUCCAGCACCAAUCGGUGGACAACACACCGUGUGAUAGCAUACGUCAUAGACGUCGCAGUUUUAUCCGGCAUAAUCAUUUUGGUGUUGUUGUUCGAGACUGGCAUAAUACGCGGUCAUAAGGCUGGCUUCUACUGUAACGACCCGGCGCUCUCCUUCCCCUACCAAGGCGAGGUGGUCACAACUCCCAUCAUCGUCAGCACUCUGUUCGUACUGCCUAUUGUUGUGAUCUUCCCAACAGAACUUAUCAUGAGCGAAGAUCAUUCCACAAAGAGGUAUACGAAUAACUUGAAGCAAGCCUGGCUGGUAUACAGGAUGUAUCUGUAUGGCCUGCUCAUGAACUUUGGGGUCGUGGAGAUGAUGAAGGGGUUGGCAGGCAGCCCGCGACCGACCUUCUUCGAUUUGUGCAAACCAGAUGCGGCGUUGACUUGUAAUGGUACAGAGUUUGUGAGUUCGUUUGAGUGCACGUCGGAGUUCUCGUGGUGGUACCAGCUGGACUCGUACCGCAGCUUCCCCUCGGGGCACGCUUCCUUCUCCGUCUACUGCGGCUUUUUCAUUGCAUGGUACCUCCAAAAACGCGCGUUCGCCUGGACCCAGCCGUCCACCCUGGCGGUGACCGGUCUCCAACUCCUCAGCAUCACGUACUCCAUCAUCUGCUCCCUCACGAGGAUCACGGACCGCCGGCACCACUGGUGGGACGUACUCGCUGGGACCGUUGUGGGAUUCAUUACUUUGUUGUAUGCGGUAAUAUAUCUAGCUGACAAUUUCAAUCUCAAAAAGUCAGAAGAACCUGAACAAGUCAGAUUAGAGGAGAGGCAGCAUUCGGUCAGAACUUUGCUUUACGAAGACCAAAGGAGCUAGCAACGUACACUACAUAGUUGUUAUCAAAUUGUUAUUUUUUUGCCGUCCUUUUAUAAUUGGACGAUAUUUAAAAUCCGUUAUGAAUAAACGAUAUCGGAUUUUAAAAUAAUCCAUGUUUUGUCUCUCUCUUCCUAAUAAUAAAAGAGACAAAUAUUAGUAAGUUAUUUUUUAAAGUUUAUAGGUGCCCGAAAUUUUGCAUAUUAUGGGAACGCGAUAUUUUAAAAGAUAAUGAAUGAGCCGAAAAAAAUCGUUUUAAGGUUUGGUUUACACUUUGUGAAGUUGCAAUUGGAUAAUGCAGGUCUCUAGUAAAGUUUUAAAUAAUUAGAAUAACAUUGUUAUAAUGGUUUCUUAUGUUCAAGCGAAUGUUAGAUAGGAAUCAAAGUAUUUUUCUGAUUUGAAUGCGGUUUUUAGGUUAUAAUUUUCUUUCGACGUUUCGAAGCAGCCUUCAUGGUCAAGAGACAGACAAAAAAGAAAUAUGAACCAGAAAAUUUUGUAUCAAUAUUUCGUUAAAACCUUGUCUUUACUAAAUUUUGAGAAAUAUUCCUUCGUUAACACAAAUUUUGUCCCGAAGCGGAAGUCGAAUUUGCCUUUCGUUUCACAUCCCAUUCAUAGCUAAGCUAUAAAGGCUGUUAGUUAAUGUUCUGCUUUGCCUACUUCGCAAGUGUAAACAAGCCUUUAGACCACAUAUCGCUGUAUAAGGUAGCCGAGGGCCGUGUUUUUGUAAAAUUCCGUAUAGGUUUAUAUUUUUAAGUGACAUUUUUAUUUUAGUUAAGGAUACGCUUUUAAAACUAUAGGUAUAAGACUCAAUCUUAAUUGACAAAUAUUUGUCUACAAACGAGUGUUUACUUUCUGUAGAGGAAAUGAGCUUCUACAUUUGUUUUUACCCGACUAUGGCAAAGGAAGGGUAAUGAUAUCAUAAUAACUAUUAUAAAUAUCAGUAUUAAGAAGAAGGGACAUAUUUUUAAAUAAAAUGUAACGUACAUAUUAUUCCAUGUGAUUUUAAAAGUAAUUAGGUUUAAACAGAACAUAUUUUUAAAAAUAUGUUUAAAAACUAUUAUUUUUUAUAUAGUAUACUUAUCACAUUAGUAUGUAUUGUAUACAUUUGAUUGUAUAUAUUUUCAUUAAAUAAGACUGUAAAUAUGAAGACAUAAUUUACAAAUGUUGUAAAUAUAAAUAUUUAAUUGAACAUA